GGCGGGGGAAGCGCGGAGAGCCUAGGAGGGCAGGCGGUGGCGGGGCCGCCCGCCUCGCGGACAGCUUCACGCCGCCGGCCCACGCCGCAGUGUGUUUUGUGGACGGCACCUUCCCAGACCGCCCAGUAGAGCCCAGCUCGGCGCCCGGCAGCCUUCGUCGCGAUGUUCCGCCGGAGCUUUAAUCGUUUUUGUGCUGGAGAAGAGAAAAGAGUCGGUACGCGCACAGUGUUUGUUGGCAAUCAUCCAGUUUCAGAAACAGAAGCUUACAUUGCACAAAGAUUUUGUGAUAAUAGAAUAGUCUCAUCCAAGUAUACACUUUGGAAUUUCCUCCCAAAGAAUCUAUUUGAACAGUUUAGAAGAAUUGCAAAUUUUUAUUUUCUCAUCAUUUUCCUUGUUCAGGUCACAGUGGACACACCGACUAGCCCAGUUACCAGUGGACUCCCACUCUUCUUUGUUAUAACUGUUACAGCCAUCAAGCAGGGAUAUGAGGAUUGGCUAAGACACAGAGCUGACAAUGAAGUCAACAAGAGCACUGUUUACAUUAUUGAAAAUGCAAAGCGAGUGAGAAAAGAGAGUGAAAAAAUCAAGGUCGGUGAUGUAGUAGAAGUACAGGCAGAUGAAACCUUCCCCUGUGAUCUCAUUCUUCUCUCAUCCUGCACUGGCGACGGAACCUGUUACGUGACUACAGCCAGUCUUGAUGGGGAAUCCAACUGCAAAACACAUUAUGCGGUACGGGACACCAUUGCACUAUGUACAGCUGAGUCCAUUCAUACCCUCCGAGCAGCAAUCGAAUGUGAGCAGCCGCAGCCGGACCUCUACAAGUUUGUUGGGCGAAUCAAUAUCUAUAGUAAUAGUCUUGAGGCGGUUGCCAGGUCUCUGGGACCUGAGAAUCUCUUAUUGAAAGGAGCUACACUAAAAAAUACCAAGAAGAUAUAUGGAGUUGCUGUUUACACUGGGAUGGAAACCAAAAUGGCUUUGAACUACCAAGGGAAAUCUCAGAAGCGUUCUGCUGUUGAAAAAUCCAUUAAUGCCUUCUUGAUUGUGUAUUUAUUUCUGUUACUGACCAAAGCUGCAGUAUGCACUACUCUAAAGUACGUUUGGCAAAGUACCCCGUAUAACGAUGAACCUUGGUACAACCAAAAGACUCAGAAAGAGCGGGAAUCGUUGAAGGUUUUGAAGAUGUUCACUGACUUCCUGUCAUUUAUGGUUCUGUUCAACUUUAUCAUACCUGUAUCCAUGUAUGUCACGGUAGAAAUGCAGAAAUUCUUGGGCUCCUUCUUCAUUUCAUGGGAUAAGGACUUUUAUGAUGAAGAAAUUAAUGAAGGAGCCCUGGUUAACACAUCAGACCUUAAUGAAGAACUUGGUCAGGUGGACUAUAUAUUCACAGACAAGACUGGAACACUCACUGAAAAUAGCAUGGAAUUCAUUGAGUGCUGCAUAGAUGGACACAAAUACAAAGGUGCAGCGCAGGACACCGAUGGUCUCUCGCAGACUGAUGGACCCUUAACGUAUUUUGACAAAGCAGAUAAGAACCGAGAAGAGCUCUUUCUGCGUGCCUUGUGCUUAUGUCACACUGUAGAAGUUAAAACAAAUGAUACUGUUGAUGGGCCUACGGAAUCAGCUGCGUUAACUUAUAUGUCCUCCUCGCCAGAUGAGAUCGCUUUGGUGAAAGGAGCUAAAAAGUACGGGUUCACUUUUGUAGGAAUUCGGAACGGCCAUAUGAGAGUAGAGAACCAAAGAAAAGAAAUAGAAGAGUAUGAACUUCUUCACACCUUAAACUUUGACGCUGUCCGUCGUCGUAUGAGUGUCAUUGUGAAGACUCAAGCAGGAGACAUCCUUCUCUUUUGUAAAGGAGCAGACUCCGCGGUCUUCCCCAGGGUGCAAAAUCAUGAAAUUGAGUUAACAAAAGCCCAUGUGGAACGUAAUGCCAUGGAUGGAUAUCGGACACUUUGUGUAGCCUUCAAAGAAAUCACUCCAGAUGAUUAUGAAAGAAUUAACAGACAGCUCAUAGAGGCAAAAAUGGCCCUACAAGACAGAGAAGAAAAAAUGGAAAAAGUUUUUGAUGAUAUUGAGACAAACAUGAAUUUAAUUGGAGCCACUGCAGUGGAAGACAAGCUGCAAGAUGAAGCAGCUGAGACCAUCGAAGCUCUGCACGCGGCCGGUCUGAAAGUCUGGGUGCUCACCGGCGACAAGAUGGAGACGGCCAAGUCCACUUGUUACGCGUGCCGCCUCUUCCAGACCAGCACGGAGCUCUUGGAACUGACCACUAAAACCAUCGAAGAAAGUGAAAGGAAAGAAGAUCGGUUACAUGAAUUGUUGAUAGAAUAUCGUAAGAAGUUGCUGCAUGAUUUUCCUAAAAGUACUAGAAGCCUUAAAAAAGCAUGGACAGAACAUCAAGAAUACGGAUUAAUCAUCGAUGGCUCCACGUUGUCACUCAUACUAAAUUCUAGUCAAGACUCCAGUUCUAACAAUUACAAAAGCAUUUUCUUGCAGAUCUGCAUGAAGUGCACUGCUGUGCUCUGCUGCCGGAUGGCGCCAUUACAGAAAGCCCAGAUUGUCAGAAUGGUGAAGAACCUAAAAGGCAGCCCAAUAACAUUGUCGAUAGGUGACGGUGCCAAUGAUGUUAGUAUGAUCUUGGAAUCCCAUGUGGGAAUAGGUAUUAAAGGCAAAGAAGGUCGCCAAGCAGCCAGGAAUAGCGAUUAUGCUGUUCCGAAGUUUAAACAUUUAAAGAAACUGCUCUUGGCUCACGGACACCUAUAUUAUGUGAGAAUAGCACACCUUGUACAGUAUUUCUUCUAUAAGAACCUUUGUUUCAUUUUGCCACAAUUUUUGUACCAGUUCUUCUGUGGAUUCUCACAACAGCCACUGUAUGAUGCCGCUUACCUUACGAUGUACAACAUCUGCUUUACAUCCUUGCCCAUCCUGGCCUACAGUUUACUGGAACAGCACAUCAACAUUGACACUCUGACCUCAGAUCCCCGAUUGUAUAUGAAAAUUUCUGGCAAUGCCAUGCUACAGCUGGGACCCUUCUUAUACUGGACGUUUCUAGCUGCAUUUGAAGGGACAGUGUUCUUCUUUGGGACUUACUUUCUUUUUCAGACUUCAUCCCUUGAAGAAAAUGCAAAGGUAUAUGGAAACUGGACUUUUGGAACCAUUGUUUUUACAGUCUUAGUAUUCACUGUAACUCUGAAGCUCGCCUUGGAUACUCGUUUCUGGACAUGGAUAAAUCACUUUGUGAUUUGGGGCUCUUUAGCCUUCUAUGUAUUUUUCUCAUUCUUCUGGGGAGGAAUUAUUUGGCCUUUUCUCAAACAACAGAGAAUGUAUUUCGUAUUUGCUCAAAUGCUGUCUUCUGUAUCUACAUGGUUGGCCAUAGUUCUUCUAAUAUUUAUCAGCCUUUUCCCUGAGAUUCUCCUGAUAGUAUUAAAGAAUGUAAGAAGAAGAAGUGCCAGGAGAAAUCUGAGCUGUAAAAGGGCAUCUGACUCAUUAUCCGCCAGACCUUCAGUCAGACCUCUUCUUUUACGAACAUUCUCAGACGAAUCUAAUAUAUUGUAACAGAAUCCGAAUCUUGAGCUGCCUAUGUUAUUGUCCUACAAGCAUAUUGACAAUGGUUACAGCUAAAAAAGAAAGCAGGAAGAAACAACUACAAAAAGUUAUCAUCUCAGGAUACUCAAUAUGCAACAAAUUAAACCACUCUCUUAUGUCUAGGGUUCAGAAUCAAUGUCCAUUAAAAUACCAAAUGACUCUCUUAAGCAUUUACAGUUAUUGUUAAGUAGCCGUUAUGGCCAAAGCUCUAAGUUAAGAAUCAUGUGAAAGUUGAAAGCACGAAUAAUUAGAAUUUCUGGCUUUAGAUAGAGUAACAUAACUACCAAAUGUGGGUGCUUCUUUAACCCAUGAACUCUGUGAAUGGAUCUGAACAUAAUAGUAUAAAGUAGAAGUCAUACAACGGGAAUGAAUAGAUUUUGCUAAUCUUAAUUUUUUUGCCUGGCAGAAGAAAUAGGCUGUUUGGAUCACAUUUCUUGUUCCUGCUGAAUGAUGGUCUUAAAUUAUUUUUUCAAACACAUGAAAGGAAUACUUGAACAUACAAGAAGACUAAAUGGUAUCAGUGCAUCAGAAUAGUCAACCUUUGUGUUCACCCACGUGCUCAUUUUGUCUCCAUAGAAUAUCCUUUGUCCCCCCCCGCCCAAGAAAAAACCUUGAAUCCUUACGGGGAAAGAAUGUUCACCCUGGAUAUUUUUGUGAGAAUCCAAAAAAUUGCUUAUUUUAUUUUUGUUCUUCUGAAUUAAAUCCUAUUUAAUGGGUGUGUGGCUACUAGAUUUGAAAAUAAGACCUUUCCAGUCGCUUAGUAAGUAGCCCGUCCAGGCAGUUAAGAGGUAACAGAUUUUUCCAGUAUCAGUUUUACUGGGAUCUGAGGCAAGAUAGGCAAAACCAUAAUUACAUUUUAAAAAGCCAUCUGAACAUCAGUCUUUUAUAAUUUUUUGUGGAGGGGUGGAAAACAGCUUAUUUCAAACUGUUAAUGGUUAUUUUUUAAAAGAGGCCGCCUUUGUGCAUAUAUGCAGCACUUUUUUUUCUGUAACUUGCCAGUUUGGGAAAGAGGGAUCCAUCCCAGGAUGGUGGUGAUUCAGCCUACAGAGCCGUGACCCUGAACAUGAAUGUUUUCUCUCUCAGCGAACAUGCUUCGGUGAUGGUCUAACUUUAAACCGUGAGAGUCACCUUGGUAAAGUCCUCAACUUCUGGAAUAGAGCAAGGCUUUAGCCUCCUAAUGAGUUCACUUAAAACGUAAAAAUAAAUGUGAAACGUCUUUAUUAAAUGUUAAAAUUAAACAUACUUUUUUUGGAUAUAAAUGGCUACAUUUGACUACUAGAUUGAAAUGGGCACUGAAAACGUGUUUUCAGGGGCGCAUGGCUGGCUCAGUCAGUGAAGCAUGCAUCCCUUGGACCUUGGGGUUGU
Molecule: messenger RNA, 4947 nt
Organism: Enhydra lutris kenyoni (northern sea otter)
Lineage: Eukaryota; Metazoa; Chordata; Mammalia; Carnivora; Mustelidae
Product: ATPase phospholipid transporting 11C
Exons: 30
Coding region: 163-3552 (1129 amino acids)
Biological process (GO): phospholipid translocation
Cellular component (GO): trans-Golgi network; plasma membrane; endoplasmic reticulum
Molecular function (GO): ATP hydrolysis activity; magnesium ion binding; ATP binding
Source: RefSeq, a predicted model, not a curated record